AUGGUUCGAGGAUGCGUACUUGGUCAUCAUAUCGAUGGUAGUGCAGUGAUUCCGGAUCAGUUUCUGACUGGUGAUCAACCUAAUCCUGCAUACCAUGAGACGACUCAGAAUGCAUGGAGCAAACUUGUGGCUGCCUAUGCGUCUGGAUCAAAGCCACAGAUUCAUGAGUUAAAGACACAAUUACACAUAUUACGAAGAGAUAAUGCAAGUAUUGAAACCUAUGUGCAAAAGGCAAAGGGAAUUGCAGACAAGUUGGCUGCAUUGCAGCAUCCCGUUAAUAAUGAUCUGGUUGAAUUUAUUAUCGCUGGUUUAGGACCAACCUAUCGACCCUUUACAAGAUCACUUGAAUCGCAUCAAGAGGAUAUUUCUUUUGAUGCUUUGUACGGAUUGUUGUUGAAUGAAGAAAGACAAUUAAAAAGAGAUGAGGCUCUUAAUGUCAUAGCGCCGACAUCACAAUUCACUCACAACUCAGUUGAUCACAAUUGUGGACGCGGUAGAGGUAGCGGCUAUAGAGGUCGUGGUCGCUCUUCGAAUCAAGUUUACUCCGAGAUGGCUCAUAAUAGUGGUUAUCAACACCAUACUCCAUCCUCUAAUAUUCAGUCUUCAAUCACAGAUGCAUCAACCAUUAUUUGUCACAAUUGUGAAGGAAAAGGUCACAUCACACAAGUAUGCCCAUCACCUAGAACAACUAAUGGAACUCGAUCUUUUGGCAAACUCGUCUCUAACCUAGCAAACACGCAACCUUCGUCUACCCAAGAUUGGUUGAUGGAUAGUUGUUAUUUGUAG
Molecule: messenger RNA, 786 nt
Organism: Solanum pennellii
Lineage: Eukaryota; Viridiplantae; Streptophyta; Magnoliopsida; Solanales; Solanaceae
Exons: 2
Coding region: 1-786 (261 amino acids)
Source: RefSeq, a predicted model, not a curated record